AUGAGUAACGAUGCCACACAAUAUGCGCUCAACGCCGGCUUUCAGACCCCGACAUCAGACGAUCAUCGCCCUUGGCUGUGGGUCACCACCCUGCUGUCGCUGAUCUACAGCUUCUUGUGCCUCGCGGCCCGGUUGCUGGCUAAAUGGGACAUGUUCUGGUGGGACGAUGCCAUCUUAGCCGCGGGAUAUACCUUUGCAGUGGUCCACUGGGGCCUCAUUUUCAGCUCCACUGCUAAUGGCCUCGGGGUGGCCGUCGGCGCGAUGUCGCAAUCCUCCUUGGACAUGGCUUCAAAGCUUUACUUUGCUGCCCGUCCGUUCAUUUUCCUCGCCCUAGGUCUCUCCAAACUUUCCCUACUCGUCUUCACGAGGAGGAUCUUCCAGGGCGACUUCCACGGAGAACGGAUCAUCUUCGCGAUCGCAUAUGCCAUCACGGCCAUUUAUGGAAUUGCCUCGAUUUUCCUGAGCUCGGUCGGCUGCCGGCCCACCGAGGUCCUCACCGCGACGCCCGACGCGGUGUGCAACAACAACGCCGCCCGAUGGGCCGUCAUCGUCGCCCUCGAGAUCCUGACCGAGCUCCUGAUCAUCGGCUUCCCGAUCUGGUUCAUCAGCAAGAACGAGCUGCGCGCCUCGAAGAAGAGGAUCGUCGUCUUCGUCUACUCCUUCCGCGUCCUGGUCGCGGCCCUCUCGGUCAUCGGCAUCUUCCUCUACAUCAGCUUCAUCCGCUCCGGCGCGUCGAGCAUCGGCCUGGUCCCCGUCGUCAUCCUGGAGGAAGUCCUCCUCUGCAUGUCCCUCCUCACCGCAUCCAUCCCUUGCCUGAAACCGUUCGUAUGGGCAUUCAUGUCAAGACAUCUCGGCACCAUGUACGGCACCCCGGACCCGUCCCAACAGCAAGCCUCCUACGCCCUGCAAUCCGGCCGACGCGGCCGCACGGACAUGACCUCCGGCACCCACCACCACACGUCACAGGUCCGCAAGGCCUCGCACCUCGGCUUCGACCAACCGACCAGCCCCGCCGGCGGCGUCCUCAAGCUCCGCCCCGAGCGCUCCCAGUACAACGUCAACGUCCACGCCUCCAGCAGCCGCGAACAGAUCAUCGGCGGCUCCUCCUCGACCGCAGCGAGCCAGCGCCGGAGCGCGGAUAGCCUGAGCCCCGGCGGCUCCAUCUCGCACGAAUCCGGCCAUCAUCAUCAUCCCAAUCGGAUGGUGAUCCAUCGGGAUGUGGAUUUCCAGGUGGCGCGGGAGUGA
Molecule: messenger RNA, 1245 nt
Organism: Dissoconium aciculare CBS 342.82
Lineage: Eukaryota; Fungi; Ascomycota; Dothideomycetes; Mycosphaerellales; Dissoconiaceae
Exons: 7
Coding region: 1-1245 (414 amino acids)
Source: RefSeq, a predicted model, not a curated record